This is a messenger RNA of Aspergillus mulundensis, 1155 nucleotides long. RefSeq lists its product as uncharacterized. The record is from RefSeq and is a predicted model, not a curated record. The coding region runs from base 1 to 1155 and encodes 384 amino acids. NCBI's taxonomy places the organism in Eukaryota, Fungi, Ascomycota, Eurotiomycetes, Eurotiales, Aspergillaceae. The transcript has a single exon.
AUGUCAUCUACGAACUCAUUCCACUCAGCCCGCUCUACCAUGAGCACGUCCACACAAGCAUCAGGGCCCAGCACCCAGAACACCAAUCCCUACCCCAAAGCCCAAGCCCAAACCCAAGCCACAGCCAAAGCAAAAUACGAACAGGCCGCCGCCGCCUGCUCAACAGCCGCCCUCGCCGCCUCCAACGCCGCAGCAUUCUACACCAGCGCCCUGCAAUACCUCGCGCUCGCCAUGGACGUAACCAUGAGCACCACCACCGGCACACUCGGCCCCGACGACGCCGCUAGAAUCCUAGCGACGUGCCAGGUCGGGAUUGAGGCCGCUGUAACUGAAGCAGUGCAGGCCGCGGAGAACGCGAAUGCCGCUGCGCAGAUCGCGGAGGAUUUGGCGGGUGACGCGGAUGAGGAUGAGCAGGAGGGCUUGGUGGAGUAUCGAUGGCUUCUUGGGGAUGAGAAUGAGGAUCUCGAUGAGGAUGGUGAUGCGGAUGAUGUCAGCGUUCUUGGUGAGAUCUUCGAGACGGAGAGCGUGAUGGGUGAAUGGGAGGCCCUGAAGACUAACUUGAUGACCUCGGGUUCUGAAGGCCCCGGCUCUGGGAAGCGAGGACCAAACGUCCAGAUCGUUAGGGUUGACGGCAAUUGUGAUACGCCUGAUAUCCGUAGCCAUGCCCAUGCCGCAGGCAAUGACGCGCAGUACACUCCCGAGACCACCUGCAGCUCCGACAGCCCUACUGCUCAUCGUCCACCCACCCCACCCCCAAAAUCUUGCUGGGGCGCGGAAGUCGGCGAGUUCGCGGGAGGUCUAGUCACCAAGAGACCCAGCGCCGAAAGCCUGUAUACGGCUUUUGGGGAGGUCACGGAGAUUCUUUUCUUCGAUACGCUUGUUCUUGUUGAGCCGAUUGAUAAGCAUGACCUCGCCGGGUUCCAGAAAGUGAGUCUGCCUGAUCUGCGGAUGUUCGCGAGGACAGUGUAUGAGACACCCCCUGAAAUCGGAGAGGAGAGCUGGGGGUUUUUGCUCACAGAGGAGAGUGAUCGGGCGCUUUUAUGUGGUGUUGGGCGGGUUGUUGGGGUUGCGAAGGAUGAGAAGGUUUGUCUUGUCAAGAGGGAGGAUCCCGAUUGUGAGGAGGAGGAGUGGUUUGAUGUUUGCUUGCUUGACUGA